Nyctereutes procyonoides (raccoon dog) is the source of this 942-nucleotide messenger RNA. Its product is annotated as olfactory receptor 5B3-like. The record is from RefSeq and is a predicted model, not a curated record. Gene Ontology annotation, cellular component: membrane. Gene Ontology annotation, molecular function: G protein-coupled receptor activity; odorant binding; olfactory receptor activity. Lineage: Eukaryota; Metazoa; Chordata; Mammalia; Carnivora; Canidae. Gene Ontology annotation, biological process: G protein-coupled receptor signaling pathway; sensory perception of smell.
AUGGAGAACAACACAGAAGUGACUGAAUUCAUCCUGCUGGGAAUAACCAAUGCCCCGGAGCUCCAGAUCCCCCUCUUUAUCUUGUUCACCCUCAUUUACCUCAUCACUCUGGCUGGGAACCUGGGCAUGGUGGUGCUGAUUCUCUUGGACUCCCGUCUCCACACUCCCAUGUACUUUUUCCUCAGUAACCUGUCUCUGGUUGACUUUGGUUACUCUACAGCUGUCACUCCCAAAGUCAUGGCUGGAUUACUUAUAAGAGAUCAGGUCAUCUCCUACAAUGCAUGUGCUGCUCAAAUGUUCUUUUUUGUAGGCUUAGCCACUGUGGAAAAUUUCCUAUUGGCCUCAAUGGCUUAUGACCGCUACACAGCAGUGUGCAAACCCCUCCAUUACACCACCACCAUGACAACAAGUGUAUGCGCUCAUUUGGCCAUAGGCUCCUACCUCUGUGGUUUUCUGAAUGCCUCCAUUCACAUUCAUGACACAUUCAGUCUCUCUUUCUGCAUGUCCAAUCUAGUCCAUCACUUUUUCUGUGAUGUGCCAGUAGUCAUGGCUCUCUCUUGCUCUGAUAGAUAUGUCAGUGAGCUGGUUCUUGUUGUUGUAGCAAGCUUCAACAUCUUUUUUGCUCUCCUCAUUAUCUUGAUUUCCUAUCUGUUCAUAUUUAUCAACCUGAAGAUGCACUCAGCUGACGGAUAUCAGAAGGCUCUAUCCACCUGUGCUUCUCACCUCACUGCAGUGUCCAUCUUUUAUGGGACAGUCAUCUUCAUGUACUUACAGCCCAACUCCAGCCAUUCCAUGGACACAGACAAAAUCGUAUCUGUGUUCUAUUCUAUGGUCAUUCCCAUGCUGAAUCCCCUGGUCUAUAGCUUGAGAAACAAGGAGGUUAAAAAUGCAUUCAAGAAGGUGGUUGAGAAGGCGAAAUUGUCUGCAGGCUUUACCUCUUAA